GACUUCCGCCACUGUGCAGCAGCAAACGUCGUCCGUCCUGUCAACGGAUGGACGCUACACCCGGUAACGAAUCCAACGUUAAGCGGUCUCACCGGAAAAUGAAGCGCUGAAGCGGCUCGAUGAACACUAAAGAAUUAAGUUAAAAAAACAACAAGAACCUGUCGACCAUGAGCGGGACCGUGAGAGGGAUUUCAGAGGACAUGGACCGACAAAUCGCACAGGCUGUGUUCGACGAGGACGCCAUAUCCUCCACCUCGGUGGGGAUGUCGGAUUUGUCCGACGAGAUCCUGCUGUGCAUCCUCCGCCACGUUCCGGUGUGUGACCUGGUGCGGAACGUGUCCAACGUCUGCCACAAGCUGCACACGCUGUGCCGCGAUAAGACCCUGCUCACCAACGUCAGCCUGUCUGAGGAGUAUCUGGCUGACGAUCUAUUGGUCCGGCACAUUUUAAAGCGGUUGGCCAACCACGUGCAGUCUCUCAGCCUGAACGGUUGCUACUGGCUGGCCGGCUCCACGAUGGAACUUCUGGCUCGCUGCAGAGGAGUGACGCACCUCGAUGUCACCGGCUGCCGCCUCACUUCCCUGCGUCUCUCCCGUCUCCUCUCCUCCCUCUCUCUGCUCAGAUCGCUGGCUUUCGACGUGACGCCGGGCUUCAGCUCCGCUCAGCUCAGUUCGGAGGCGGUGGACUCACUGAGCCGCCUGUCGGAGCUCAGGCAGACACUGCUGACGCCGAGCUAUGGGGUGGUGCCGUGUUGCGCCCAACUCCGCAAGCUGAUGCUGCAGUUUGACAUCUCAGAUGUGACCAGAGAGGGUAUCGGUGUUUGCUGUCAGUUAAUGAUGGGUCAGAGCAGCGUGCCACAUUACCAACAGCUGGAGGAGUUCACUGCCAGGCUGGCUCCGGGAGAGGUAAACCAGACCUUGCUCCUGCUCUACCUGGCCGUCUUCAGCGUUCACGUGCCAAAGCGCCUCCGGGUUUUCCUCGUCUCCAUCCCCGGGCCGAACCCCGCUCACUGGCCCGCUGCUCCCUCGCUGGCCCAGAGCUUGGGUCAACGCGGUGACCUGGAGGCCCUGCAGCUGCCCCGGUCCUGGCUGGAUUCCUUGUCCCUGAAGCGAGCCCUGGAGGGAAACAGUCCCAAGCACCUGAGCUUCAGCCGCUGCCCGGCGCUGUGGCCGCAGGUGUUCCAGUCGUUGCUGGAGGGCGGGGUCCGAGACGCCACGCAGCUGACCAGCCUGAACCUCAGCGGGAUCAACAAGGUCCUGUACUCGGAGUGCCGCAGCGUGGAGGAUCAGCUGGUUCCCGCAACGAUGAGCCGCUUGGCAGCCGGCUGUUCCAACGUCAAACAGCUGAACCUGAUGCACACGCACUAUCACCACGAGAGCUCGCCCGGGCUGGGCGGGGAAACGCACCUGUGCGCCAGCUUGGCCAAACUGGCGCACCUGCGGCUCCUCACUCUGCCCGCUUGCGCCCUGUCAGACGGGCUGAACACGCAUCAAAUCACCACGAACCACACGUCCCCCUCGCCGUUGUUCCUGGGCUUGAAGAAGCCCCCGCGUCUGGGGAUCCAGAACUACAAGCCCGACUCCGAGUCCUCUCUGUCCGGGGACAGCACCUCAGGGCUCGCCCUGCUCUUAGCCGGCUGCCCUUUUUUAGAGACCCUGGAGGUCAUCGGCCCCGGUUUCGUCUCCGCGCUGCCGCGGCUCGAGCCUUGCACGCGCGCCAGCGUGGAGCCCCGGGGCAUGUGCGUGUGGGCGCGGGGGGUCGGCGACGCGCACUUAGCGGCCCUCGCGGCUUUGACUGAGUUACGUCGCCUGACGCUGGCCGGGCUCCCUGGGGUGCUCAGGGGGACGGGGCUGGUGCAGCUGACCAGGCAGUGCAAGGACCUGCAGGUAUUGUCCCUCGCCAACAUGGGUUCACUAAAAACCAUGAACUACAGCCCUGCCUUGCUGGACACACUUAAACAGUGCACGCAGCUACGGGAACUCAGGUUAGAGCAGCCGUACCUGAACGCCAGCGCGUCCUUCUUCGAGGCGCUGUCCUGCUGCUCCCGUCUGCAGCGCCUCUGCCUUAUCUCGCGCGGCGGCGCCUUCGACCCGUCGGCCGUGGAAACCUUCGUGGAGCGAUGCCGCCACGUCGUCAUGUGCCACAUGUUCACGGGGGGCACCCUGGUGGCUUGUCGCACGCUGCAGAAGGUUCUGCUGGACAGGUUUUCAAACGAUCGCCCGGCUCUGAGCGUCGUUAUCUACCCGUUGCAGCAUGAAGACCUGACUUCAGUCAUCAGGGACAUCCCGCUGACACUGCUGGACAGGAUCACUUUGUUCCAGAGCCACGUGGCGCAACCACCACAUCUAUCGCCGUUGUGACAUCACCAGAAGGCUUCGGUGUGAUCGGUGGUCAGGAGCUGCUCGGGCACAUUUUAUUCUGCAGGAUUAUUAAAAAAAAGACUGGUCUUUGUUUCAAGCUUGUCAACAGCAAUCAUCAUCAACAACCACAACCACUAUUUUUCUCAUCACGUGACACAUCAAUGAUGUCUGCAAAAGGUAAUUUACAAUUUAUUGUUCUAGGACUUUUCACAUUUGUAGUUGUUUGAGGGGCCCUCAGUCGUAAGUAAUCUACAUAACUACACUACAUCUGUUACUUGGAAAAUAAGUGCCAAAAAAAUGAUGAAGGGAUGUUUCUCUUCAGAUACUUUGCACAGAAGAUCUGAAUUGAAUUCUGUUGUAUUAAACUCCAUUAGUAACUAU
This is a messenger RNA of Gasterosteus aculeatus aculeatus (three-spined stickleback), 2741 nucleotides long. RefSeq names its product F-box and leucine-rich repeat protein 18 (gene fbxl18). The record is from RefSeq and is a predicted model, not a curated record. Gene Ontology annotation, molecular function: protein binding. Gene Ontology annotation, cellular component: SCF ubiquitin ligase complex. Gene Ontology annotation, biological process: SCF-dependent proteasomal ubiquitin-dependent protein catabolic process. NCBI's taxonomy places the organism in Eukaryota, Metazoa, Chordata, Actinopteri, Perciformes, Gasterosteidae.